Messenger RNA from Acomys russatus (golden spiny mouse), 2131 nucleotides. It is a transcript of the gene Ccdc9, whose product is annotated as coiled-coil domain containing 9. NCBI's taxonomy places the organism in Eukaryota, Metazoa, Chordata, Mammalia, Rodentia, Muridae. The transcript is spliced from 13 exons. Bases 291 to 2048 code for a protein of 585 amino acids. The record is from RefSeq and is a predicted model, not a curated record.
UGUGAGGGACAGGGGUGCGGUCAGAAGUUUCCCAAGGUGGGUCAGACUAAUUGCAUGGGUGGAUCUAGAACUGAAGGGCAGGGUUUGUAUUUCUUCAGGAGAGAGGCCAGGCUAGGACUUGAGAACUCCCUUGAUGAAGCACAUGGAUAUUUUUCUGUAAGUCUGUUUUCAGAGCCUUCGAUAAAGGAGAGGGAUUUCCAAAUGCUGUUGGUCGUAACACACUGUUCUGUCUGCCCUCAGGAACCCCAGUGUUACAUUUAUUUUCUGUGAGAGAGAUCCCAGCCAGUGAGAUGGCGACCACAAUAGAUUUGAAAUCAAAGGAAGAGAAGGACGCUGAGUUGGACAAGAGGAUCGAGGCUCUUCGUCGGAAGAAUGAGGCGCUCAUCCGGCGCUACCAGGAGAUUGAGGAGGAUCGGAAAAAAGCCGAACUGGAGGGUGUGGCAGUGACAGCCUCCCGGAAGAGCCGGUCCAUGGAGAAGGAGAAUGUGGCAGUGGAGGAGAAGAGCCUGGUUCCCUCUCGGAGGACUGCUGGGACCUCCCGGCCCCCAGGGGCCAGCAGAGGGGGCCGGACCCACUCUCAGCAGGGAGGCCGGGCAGGCGUAGGCCGGGCAUCCCGAGGCAGGGAGGAUGGUGCUGGGGAGCAGCUUCGAGGGGGAACUGGGGGCCGGGGCCGGAGAGGCCGGGGCCGGGGAUCCCCUCAUCUCUUAGGGGCAGGAGACAAUUCCACCUCUGAUCGCAAGUCCAAGGAGUGGGAGGAGCGGCGCAGACAGAACAUCGAGAAGAUGAACGAGGAGAUGGAGAAGAUUGCAGAGUAUGAGCGCAACCAGCGGGAAGGGGUCCUGGAACCUAACCCGGUACGCAACUUCCUGGACGAUCCCCGACGUCGGGGUGGACCCCUGGAGGAGCCUGAGAGGGAUCGUAGGGAGGGCAGCCGACGGCAUGGCCGCAACUGGGGAGGUUCCGACUUUGAGCGUGUGCGCUCUGGCUUGGAACACGAGCGACAGGGCCGCAGGGCUGGCCUGGGCAGUGGGGGCGACAUGACAAUGUCCAUGACGGGCCGGGAGCGGUCAGAAUACCUGCGCUGGAAGCAGGAGAGGGAGAAGAUCGACCAAGAGCGCCUGCAGCGACACCGCAAGCCCACGGGGCAGUGGCGGCGGGAGUGGGAUGCCGAGAAGACCGAUGGCAUGUUCAAGGAUGGCCCAGCUCCUGCCCAGGAACUGUCCCACCGCUAUGAUGACCAAUCUUGGGCAAGACCCCCUAAACCUCCCACUUUUGGAGAGUUCCUUUCUCAGCACAAAGCAGAAGUCAACAGCCGCAGGAGGAGAAAGAACAGCCGACCCCGGGCCAAGGUGGCCCCUCGUGCCUAUAGUGAUCAUGAUAAUCGCUGGGAGACAAAAGAGGAGGCUGCGUCCCCAGCCCCCGAGUCCUCUCAGCCCUUGUCCCUGGAGGAGGCACCCACACAGCAGCUUCCUGAGACUCCAGUCCCAGCCCACCGGCCUCCUGAGGAGGAUGGUGAGGAAGAUGAGGGGGAGAAGGACGAGGGGGAAGAUGAUGAGGAGGAUGAAGAAUGGGAGGAUGUGAGUGAAGAUGUCACUGAAGAGGAGGAGGAGGAGGAGGAAGAGGAAUUUGAGGAGGAAGAGGAUCCCAAGGAACAGGAAGCAGCAUCUGUUUCUGAUGACCAGCCGGAGGUGGAGCCUGCUGAGAAAGCCACUUGUGAGCAGGCGGACCCUGCGCCUUCCAGGCCCCAGGAGUCGCUGUCCCCAGCCCAUGUUGAACCUCCCAGCCCCUUCUCACCCACUGGGGACCACCAGCCUGUGUCCGACUGGGGAGGUGACCAGCCAGCUAUUGCCUCCUUGGAGAGUGGGCCCAGCUUGGCAGGAACCCCGAAGUCUGAAGAAGAGGGGCCUGAGGCAGUUCCAGGUGGGGUGCAUGGGGCUGGUGGAGAGGUGGGCUUCGAGGGCCAGGAGACGGCGGAGAUCACAGACUUCCAGAGGGUGCGUUUCUGCAAGGUGGUGGCGGCCGCUCCGCCGCCGGGGGCUGCCCGCUGACAGCGCCAGCUGACCAGGGCCUCGCGGCUCUGUACUAACCUUCAGCCGCCUCGCUCUUCUGCUUCUGCUAGGGCUGGGUUAAA